This is a messenger RNA of Parasteatoda tepidariorum (common house spider), 3828 nucleotides long. RefSeq names its product E3 ubiquitin-protein ligase RNF123. Gene Ontology annotation, cellular component: cytoplasm. Gene Ontology annotation, molecular function: ubiquitin-protein transferase activity; protein binding. NCBI's taxonomy places the organism in Eukaryota, Metazoa, Arthropoda, Arachnida, Araneae, Theridiidae. The record is from RefSeq and is a predicted model, not a curated record.
AACCGCAACUGUAGAUUAUAGUUUCGGUGUUGUUAUUCUCGUUUUUGCAGACAGAUAAACAAAAACAUUAUUAUAUAUGUUCAAUAAUACUUUGUCGUAAUAUGUUUUCUAAUGAUCGUAUUCGUAAAUCAUUCGAAGAUGCUCUAUGUUUAGAAGGCCUCAUAAAGCAAAUUUAUGGAGGGGGUGGCACUCAACCAUUUGGGGAGCAUGGACAUAUCUUAUUGGAUAGUCUCAAUCUCGACAAUAUCGAUGAUUUCAUUGAAAAAGAAUUACGGAAAGCAGUUCAGUUUGCAGAAUCUUCAUCAUCUGUUAAUGAAAAUCGUGGAGUAAUUGGACCAGAUAAAGUGAUAUUUGAUGUUUCAAGUAAUGUGGGUAGUUUGGUAAUUGAUAGAGAUAGACUCGGACUUUCUAGUCAAAGUAAUUUUAGUUCUAUUCGUGCCAACUGCUGUGUAUAUAAAGGAAAAUGGCAAUAUGAGUUGAUGCUUGGAUCAAAAGGAGUCAUGCAAAUAGGAUGGGCUACUCUCAGUUGUAAAUUUUCACAAGAAAAAGGUGUUGGAGAUACUCCACAUUCUUAUGCAUAUGAUGGUCAUCGAAUACGGAAGUGGAACGUUUCUACUUAUAAAUAUGGAGAGUCAUGGCUAACUGGAGAUGUCAUUGGUUGUGCAAUAGAUCUAGAUCGAGGAGUUAUUGGAUUUUACAGAAAUGGUAAUUACCUGGGAGAUGCUUUUGAAAAAGUUCAGGUUGGCCCAGCACUUGCAUAUUUCCCUGCUGUCAGCUUAGCUUACAAUGAGAAUCUCGUUGCAAACUUUGGCUCUACACCUUUAAGAUAUCCUAUUUGUGGAUAUCUUCCAUUGCAAACUUAUCCUAAGAAAGAAGUUGCCCAAACAAAUAGGCUAUUGAUGUGGCUAGAAAAAUUGCUUGAUAUUUACAAUUCUGUGAUUCAAGAUCCAAAUCCAGUUUUUGUUGUAAGAAAUUGGCCUGCACAGUUCAAUCAAGGUAGUAAAUCACAACUUUUGCUGGUUGCUGCUCCUCUCAUGCAUAGGCUCAGUCCUCUACUUGCAAAUGCGUUCCUUACUGAAGGAUGUUUAUUGCCAUUUCUCUUUGAUUUGCAAGUGAAAGAUCAAGGAUCAAUGAAUUCCAAAUCUAGGAUUACUUCUGUUCUUGAAAUCAUGUGGGCCCUUAUGGAGCCUCAUGAACUUUAUCAAUGCUUAGAAUUCAUUGUUGUUGCUUUAUUGACUGGUUAUCGAUUUGCACCUGCUACUCCAGAGUUUCAUGAACAAAAGAAAUAUUUAGCUUUAACACUUGCUCUCCUACAACACACCCCAACUAAACAUUACCUGUUACAGAAUGUAUUGUUUGAUAAAAUUAAAUUCCCUGUACUAUUAGAAGUAAAGCCUUUAGACAAAGUUGGAUUGGCAGAAGUUGUACCUGAAGUGUGGCUGGAUUUUAAACAAGAUAUGAGUGAUGAUGAACUAUUUAGAAAAGCCUGUUAUCAAAAAUCUUGCACUCACCUGAAAUUAGUUGUAAAAGAGGUUGAGCUUGUGCAAUUAGAAAUUUUGUUAGAACUCUUUGAUGCUUCUAAUGUGUAUCAAGGCCAGUGCAGUCGUUGUAUCUUCUUAGCAAAGCUGAGGGAGUUUUUGAAGGAAAAUUCUGGAGGGGCUCGAGUAAUUAUGGUCCCAGUUGUUCACCUAUGCCCGUUGCCAGUGGCACUGGCUUUCUUCCAUCGUCUCAUCUCGCUCCUCCGCAUCUGCGUUUCUGCAUCUGGAAUAGAUCUAAAUGGUCUUAGCGUACCAGGCAGUUCUUUUUAUGAUAAUUCUAUAACCUACACAGAAGUCCAGCGUAUUGGUGGUCUUCAAUCGCACUUGAUGAGAGUCUACCAGGAUGUUGUUCUGCAAGAAAUAAGCAAAGAGAAAGCUUCUUUAGACUCUGAAUCAGUGGGAAGACUUAUUAAAUCUGAUAAAGCAAAAGCUCAACAUUUGCGACAUGCUGGUGAUAAGGAUAAUUUUGGGACACUUAUUGAGCUUCUAGAUGGUAUAAUUCGACUGUAUCACAUUGCUGCUCAUCGUCAACUUGAAAAGAUGUGUGCUUUUCGUGAUACUAUGCAUGAAUACAGACAUUCACUGAAAGAAAUUGAAAAGCGACUUCAAGUCCAGAAAGGAGAUGUCGAACAAGAAUUGAAUCUUGCUAAAAAUGUAUUCCUUGAAGAAUUAGUUGAACAAGGUCGUCACCAAGCAUGGAUAACAUCUGUUGUUUAUUCAGCUGAUCGGCAAGCCGAUGUCUAUUGGUUGUUGCAAAUAUUGCUUCGAACUUUAUCUCAAGCAUCUGAAACAGGUGUCCUCUUUUCCUUUGUACCUGAUUUCUAUGUUGAAGCUUGUAUUAAAUGUUGCCAUGCUCUUCGAAACUUUUUCCCCCCUGCUGCUCCUGCUGACAGUCUACCAGCAUUUGCAGGACAUCAUGAACUUUUAAUAAAGUACGGGUCUUUCUUAGCUCACCAUUUUGCAGAUGAACGGGUAGUUAAUGCAGAAUUGAAGGAUAGCUUGGUUCAGGCAUUAGCAUCCUACGUUUGUUAUCCUGCCACUUUACAGGCUCUGGAAAGCAUGGAUUCUGAAAGUCGUCUCAUAAUGACUAAAGCUCUCCUGCAACCUUAUGAAAACAGGGCAUGGGCACAAUCAAACUGGAUUCUGAUAAGGUUAUGGAAGGGGUGUGGAUUUGCCUUUCGUUAUUCAGUUUCACCACAUCUGGCUAAGAAGAUGAGCUGCAAAUCUAUUCCAUUACCUGAGGCAUUUCCAACAAUAUCCCAAACUCCGUGUCCCUCACCUGUUUUUCUAGAACAUGCGAGUCAAUGGCUAUUAGAAAAUCCUGAAUCAGCUGCUAGUUUUAUGAGCAGUGUCUUAAAUCAGCUCAACUGGGCUUUCUCAGAGUUUAUUGGAAUGCUUCAAGAAAUUCAAAAUGCUUCCAACAGACCUGAGCGAGUAUUUAUUGAUUCACGGCAACUGAAAAUAUGUGCAACUUGCUUUGAUCUUGCAUUAGGCUUGUUACGUGUUUUAGAAAUGACAGUUCAUUUGGUGCCUCAACUCUUUACUGAUCCUUCUAGGCCCUCUUCUGAAAUAUUUUUAACUAGGUUAUGUCAGUUAGUUUGUCAAGUUUUGAACAGAGUGACAUCGAAAUCUGGUUGCUUUUGCUUAGUUGCAAGCAUGGAAAUUCCUGGACUUGAAACGAUUGAUCAUUUCCCCAUUCUGACUGCUGUUACUGGAAUAUUAAUUUCUCUUAUCAUUGAUGGAGUCCCAAAAAGCCAAAAGAAAGCAAUCAAUGCCUUAUUGCAAGAACCAAGUUUCCAACCAUCAUCUUUAGACUUCUUACUUGGAAUGUCUCAGGAACCUCUUAACUUCAAGCCAUUUUCUUUAAGAGAUUAUAAAGAAGUGAGUAAAGAAGAAACAGAAAAAGUUGAAAAUCUCAUACAGUUGUUGCAUUCAAAGUAUGAUAUAGCUCAACAGAACAGAGGCCUGGAAGAAAUUGAUGAUGAUCUUGUUUGUACUAUAUGUUAUGCUAGUCCAAAAACAACAUCAUUUCAUCCUUGUGAACAUCAGUCAUGCAGAUCUUGUAUAUCUCUUCAUCUCCUAAGUCACAAAGAAUGUUUCUUCUGCAAAACAGUUAUCGAUUGCAUAAAACCAUUACAGCCAGAAAAAAAAUGAAUGCAGAAUUUUGUUGGUUGAGUAACUUAUACAACCUUGUUAGAAAUAAUUCCAGAACAUUUGAUAAGUGUAAAUACCCCACAUGUAUUUAGUACUUCAACCAGAGUAUCGCAAAAUCUUCCAAUUUUUGCGUGAA